CAUAACAGGCCCAAUACAGCGGCUAACGAUAGCAGGGCUUCGUUGUAGUCAAGCUGUUAAAGCUACCUCGCUAGCUUAGAUUUAAAAAAAGGGAGCGAAAUAGUAAGCUAGGCUAUCAUGCUAAGAUUUGGGAACAGAAACCCACCAGGGCCUUUGGUGACAAACAGCAUGUUUAGUGCUACAAGAAAGAAGUUUGUAGAGGGGGUCGAAAGUGACUACCCUGAUGAAAGCAUGUACUACGGCCAGCCAUCGAUGUUCCAACAUCGAUCAGAAAAAGACAUGUUGGCAUCUCCAUCACCAUCGUCGUCAGGUCAAUUGUCGCAGCUCGGCGCCAGUUUAUACGGGCAAAGUGCACUAGGGUUCCCGAUGAGGGGCAUGAGCAACACCAACCCUCAGCUGAACAGGAGCUUGACGCAGGGCAGCCAGCUCCCCAGCCACGUCACACCAACCACCGGCGUGCCCACGCUCUCCUUGCACACCCCACCCUCGCCAAGCAGGGGGAUCCUUCCGAUGAACACCCGGAACAUGAUGAACCAUGCGCAGGUGGGCCAGGGUAUGGGUGGCAUGAGCGGCCGCAGCAACAGCAUGGGCAGCUCGGGACUGGGCAGCCCCAACCGCAGCUCGCCCAGCAUCAUCUGCAUGCCCAAGCAGCAGCAGGCGCGCCAGCCACUCACCAUCAACAGUAUGUCGGGGUUUGGGAUGAACAGGAAUCCAGCGUUCGGAAUGAACAGCUCGUUAUCGAGCAACAUCUUCAACGGAACGGACGGGAGUGAGAAUGUCACGGGGCUGGACCUUUCGGACUUCCCUGCGUUAGCGGACCGGAGUCGGAGGGAAGGAAACGCCAAUCCAACUCCACUGCUUAACCCACUGGCUGGGAGAGCCCCUUACGUUGGAAUGGUCACAAAGCCAUCGAACGAACAGUCUCAAGACUUCUCCAUCCACAACGAGGACUUCCCUGCACUGCCUGGGCCCAACUACAAGGACCCAACGUCGAAUAAUGACGACAGCAAAUCGAACCUGAACUCAUCGGGCAAGAGCGUAUCCAGCACAGACGGUCCUAAGUUCCCCGGGGACAAGAGCUCAACAGCACAGAACAACAACCAGCAGAAGAAAGGGAUCCAGGUGUUACCUGAUGGUCGGGUGACGAACAUUCCCCCAGGCAUGGUGACAGACCAGUUUGGCAUGAUCGGCCUGUUAACGUUCAUCCGGGCAGCUGAGACAGACCCGGGCAUGGUGCACUUGGCGCUAGGCAGCGACCUGACAACACUAGGCCUCAACCUGAACUCGCCAGAAAAUCUCUACCCCAAAUUUGCCUCUCCUUGGGCAUCUGCACCUUGUCGGCCUCAGGACAUCGACUUCCAUGUUCCGUCUGAAUACUUAACCAACAUUCACAUAAGGGACAAGCUGGCUGCAAUAAAGCUGUCGCGGUACGGAGAAGAUCUGCUGUUCUACCUGUACUACAUGAACGGAGGCGACCUCCUACAACUACUCGCAGCAGUAGAGCUGUUUAACCGGGACUGGAGGUACCAUAAGGAGGAGCGAGUUUGGAUCACACGGGCGCCGGGGAUGGAGCCUACAUUAAAGACCAACACCUACGAGCGGGGGACGUACUACUUCUUCGACUGUCUUAACUGGAGGAAGGUAGCUAAGGUAAAGGAGUUUCACCUGGAAUACGACAAGCUAGAAGAGCGGCCUCAUGUUCCAUCCACCUUCAACUACAACCCCGCUCAGCAGGCCUUCUGAGCUGUCCGCCCUGCUCGCAGUCGUCACGGCGGCAGGGGUAUGGCUGUCCUGGCUUGUCACUCACUGAACUGGCAGAUAGAUGGCGCUGUGGCUCAGGCAUCCUGUUUUUUAAAAAAAAAAAAAACAACAAACAAACAAACACAUGUUCCUCAAUGGAUCAGCUAAAUUGACUCGGGUUGGGAGCCCCAUCUUGCCAUGUUUGGCUGUGGGGUCCUGCCUUUCAGAAUUAUGUGCUGCCCAAAAAACACACAAACACACACUCGUUUGUUUUCUUCUCCUUUUCUUUUCAUUUCUCUCUUUUUU
Alosa sapidissima (American shad) is the source of this 2046-nucleotide messenger RNA. Its product is annotated as CCR4-NOT transcription complex subunit 2. Gene Ontology annotation, biological process: regulation of DNA-templated transcription; nuclear-transcribed mRNA poly(A) tail shortening; regulation of stem cell population maintenance. Gene Ontology annotation, cellular component: CCR4-NOT core complex; P-body. NCBI's taxonomy places the organism in Eukaryota, Metazoa, Chordata, Actinopteri, Clupeiformes, Clupeidae. The coding region runs from base 118 to 1743 and encodes 541 amino acids. The record is from RefSeq and is a predicted model, not a curated record. The transcript is spliced from 15 exons.